This is a messenger RNA of Fopius arisanus, 901 nucleotides long. It is a transcript of the gene Pfdn5, whose product is annotated as prefoldin 5. The record is from RefSeq and is a predicted model, not a curated record. Gene Ontology annotation, biological process: RNA polymerase III assembly; RNA polymerase II core complex assembly; RNA polymerase I assembly. NCBI's taxonomy places the organism in Eukaryota, Metazoa, Arthropoda, Insecta, Hymenoptera, Braconidae. Gene Ontology annotation, cellular component: prefoldin complex; cytoplasm. Bases 146 to 622 code for a protein of 158 amino acids. The transcript has 2 exons.
UUUUCUUGUUUCCACUCGGAAUCGUCUUUUUCCCUCACCGUAUUCGGUCAUAUUAUCGUGAAAAACGUUGUGCCACUGAUAUUCUGUGGGGUAGAGCGAUUUUCAGUCGAGUAAGUGACGUGAUAAGACAGUUUUGGGGUUGAAAAUGUCAACGAUAUCGUCUCAGGAGGCACCUCAUCUACAACAAAUCGAUUUGACAAAGUGCAAUCUCGAUCAGCUAAUGUUGCUGAAACGACAGCUCGAUAGGGAAAUCGGAGUCUUUCAGGACUCCAUUCGGAGUUUGAAACUAGCCCAAAAUAAAUUUCAACAGUCGGGAAAUUGUCUUGAUAAAGUCAAUACGGAGAUGAAGGGAAAGGAGAUCCUCGUUCCUCUGACAGAAUCAAUGUAUGUACCCGGGAGAAUAUCAGACACAGAGAAUGUUCUCGUGGAUGUUGGCACAGGUUAUUUCAUCGAGAAACCGGUGGACGAUGCAAAGGAUUACUUCAAGAGGCGAGUGGCUUAUGUCACUGAACAAAUAGAAAAAAUUCAAGUACUGGCGCAGGAGAAGCUCAACAUCUGCAAUGCCACGAUGGAAAUCAUAGGGAUGAAGAUUCAGGGACAGGAGGAAAAGGCAGGAGCAUAAGAACACCAUUUAUUUAGAAUUCUAUCAAUUUUUCCAUUGCAACGGCCUCCAUAAUUCAUCAGCAAACUUGAAUUUAUUUUAGCAAUACUCAGGAUUUUUUACUACAUUUUUGAGCGCUGAACGACAAUUGUUGAUUUAGUGAUUCACUGCAGAUAUACAAAUAUUUGAUUAACUGAGUUAAUUAAAUUUAUUGGAAUCCACUGAUUGUUCUCGCAAAAUGCAUUUUACAUUGUUCAAUCGUCAUUUAUUGAAUAUAAUACAGUAAUUAUAUUAUUCUCA